UAUACGGUUACGUUGAUAAGAGCUCAGCUCAUGCAAGUUAAUGCAAUUUUUCUCGAUGAAAUGUAUCAAUACACGUUACCAUGACUGGAAAUCCUAUAAAUGUACGUCGUGGAAGAAUAGUGCUAUCCGAUUUGGAUCAAAUUAAGAAGAACGAACGUGAUCGUCGACGAAGAUUACGCUUGGAGCAGGUUCGACAACAGUCAAAAGAGAUAUCAAAUCGACUUUUAGAACGCGCUAAGAAGAUAGCGAGGGAGGAACUUAGCAAAUUGGAGAAAAAUGGGAAGUCAGAACUCAAGCAGAUGCAUGAUAGAAAAAUUAUGGACAUACAACGCAAGUAUCAGGAAGAUUUGGAAGAUAUCGGUCAAGCUCAUGCCUCAGCUGCUUUGCAACCAGACGCAAAUACAAUAAUAAAAGAGGAAGGAAAGAAAGAUAGAGUUAUGGCUUUAAAAAGAGGAAAGGAUGCCAUGGAAUGCAUGAAGGAAACAAAAUGGAUAGAUGAUGCAGAAGCAGCUCGUCAAGAAAGAUUACGUAGAGUACGCGAAAUAGAAAAUUUAAGGGCUGCAAUGAUAGCCAAACUUCCACAGCCACCUGAGGAAAAUGACAGGAUGGAAAGAAAUCCUUCUCAAAGUAUAAAUGAAGAAAUUGUACACGAAGCGUUAACUCCAAAAAGAAAGAAUAAAAAGGUUCUUAAAAAAAAAUCGCCUAGAAAAGUAAAAAAACCUAAUCUAAAGGAACACCAAAAAACAUCACCUAAACCAGGCCCUUCAGGAUUACAAAAGAAAUCUUUUGUACAGUCUCCUGAGUUAUUCUUAAGGAAGAAAGUAGACAAAUAUACAUCGGAUCAUAUUAAGGAUAUUAUUGAUGAUGUAAGUGAUGAUCAAAUCCCACGAACAACAGUGCCAAGUAUGAGCAUUAUUUCAACUAAAUCUGAUAAAAUAAAGUAUAAUCCAGCAAAUUACACGCAUAACACAUCGGAUAACACAAGCAGUGUCAGCAGUUCUAACAAUUCUAGUUCAACCAGCGAUGAUUCGUCAUAUUUUUCUGAUGCUAUAGAACAAAUUACAUGCAAGACUCCUAAAACUCCAGCUUUAACAGAGAACAAAGUACAAUCACAAUGUGAUCGCACUAUGUAUCAGAGAUAUAUUUAUGAUAGGCCUCUUCCUAUGGUUGAAAGAAUUGAUAUCAGAAAUGAGCCAAGUGCCAUGGAAGUGGCGCAAGUAAUGAAAAAUGCAGAGAAUAGAGAAACGCAUAUAUCCAAAAGUCAUAAAUUAAGUGCUGAACAUCGUGCCGAACGUCGUGGGGAAGAUGCGAUUUUGCGAGAAAAAGUACGAAGAGAUUAUCAAGCGCUCCUACAAAAUCUAAAUCAUCUUGCGCAGGAAGAACGCAAGCUAAAAGCUAGUCAAAUUCAAUCUACAGAAGAAGAUACAUGCAUGCGAUUACAUCAGAAAAAUAAAUGUCAAGAAGAACGUAAAAAGAAAUUAAACCGUGCAGCUAAGAAGAUUUGCAGUACAGACAGUUAUGUACCGACCCGGCACACUCAUCUCACAGAAAGAAUCAUUACUUUACCAGUACAAAAAAAAGACGGCCUGCACGAUGAUGUACCUCAUUGCACAUGGGAAGAUCCUCAUCUUAUUAAACAGCAAGUAGAUGUUUGUCAUACACAAAGGGAUAAAGAUAGCGAAAUGUCACGCGAAGAACAAGUAUUGGAUAUGCUGAAAAAAAUUGAAAGACAAAAAAGAUUGUUGUUACAAGAAUUUGGCACCAGUUUGCCAGAUAACAUAUUUAAUGUCAGCAUGAAGCCACUCUUUGAAGAUAAAAUGCCAACAAAAACAUCAGACGCUAGUACUGCCAAGCCUUUGUCACCUGAAAUUAAAGUUUUAAAUAUGUCUAGUAGUGACGAAUGUAUUAGAAAAGAUCAUAAGAUGAAGAAACCUGAUAAAUCACUUGUAAAAAAGAUUGAGAUUGCUGUUCAGACAGAAGCAACGGAUCCAGUAGAAAAAACGAGUCCAUUAGAUAAAACGAGUCCAGCAGAGAAUAAGAGUGUACAAGUGGAAUUAUCUCAAGAAGAUGUGCAUAUGCCACAAUCUGACAGAGAUACAAUUGAACGAAUGCCACAUCCGAUUGAACCAAAAAUUACUAUUGUUACACCAGAGACAGACAAUAGUAGCAAUGAUUCAACAAGCUCUGAGAGUGGUAUGAUCAUUGAAAUUGACAAAAAAGAAAUAAUUGUAACACCUAAAAAGAAGAAAAAUAGCAUGAGAAUAUCAAAGCGACCAUCACCUCGAAUUUAUCAAAAAAUUCGCUCAACAUCGAUUAGUUCUAAAGCGACGUCGCCUAUGAAGAGAUUCUCGAGAAUUCAGUCAGGCUCUCGUUCGACUCCUCAAAAGAAAACGAAAUGUUUGGAUACGCCAGAUACAGCUACUAGAAGAGUUGAUAUUCACAUGAGUGAAUCUGCGCAAGUUGAUGAUGAGACAGAUCCAUCGCAGGAAACAAGAGUAUCGAUAGAUGCUAGUGCAGAAAGCUCACAGACAAUUUCAGGCCUGAACGAUCAAGAUCAAGAGGGUAAACCGUAUCGGGUUCGGACUCGAACGAAAAGAUGGAUUCGGAUGAAAGAUACUUCAGAUACAUCAACGUCAUUUGCAAGCCCACCACCAAUAAAGCCUAAAUCAAUAUUUGACGCUCUGGCUAACGUCACGCCGAUUUUAGAAAUGUUAGAUUCUCCAGGACCUAGAGAAUUAAGAAGAUUACAAGACAUCAGUCCUGUUUCCACACCAGAAACUCCUUCACCUCGUACAAUGAUGAUGCCAUCAAACAUUCCACAUCGUGAUAAGAUUAGUAGAAUGCUUAGAUUUAGUUUGAAUAAUUCUCAAACUAAUGAUAGUACUGUGAUAUCAUCGACACAACGUGAUCAGUCCACUUUAACAGAUUCAUUGGAUGUUUGUCAGAAAUCUGAAGCAUCAAAAUAUAUACCUGCUGUUUCGCAGCCAUCUAAAGUUUGUAUAUGUAAAAAUCCCCAAUGUAAAUUGUUACACAUAAAAUUUGAUGAUAUUCACGAUUAUGCUUUGAAAAAUUGUCCUGAAAUAUUGCAAAAAUAUGAAGAUCUACAAAACUUAUGUACAGAAAGAAUAGCAUCUUUAACUGACCUCAUCGAAAAAGUACGAAAUGAACAAAAAGAUAUGGAUCUUUCACUAAUCAGUCCAAGCGAUGACACUAGCUUAUUACAAUUAUCUACACCAAAACCAGCACGUAAUGAUGUACAAGCAGUUCGCAGAUUAAUUGACAGUAUAGAAGAAAUUCAUGCUCAACUUGCAAGAACUCUUCUUGAAUCACAAAGAAUUAUGCAAGGAAGCGAAGAAAUUUUGAAGGAUGAAACCUUGUGUGAUGCGGAAAUCCAGGCGAUCACUUCCACUCCUAGAAGUAAAUUAGUAGAUACUAUUAAAGCACAUGUACAGGAAUCCAAAGUAGUAGAAGGCAAAGCUAAGCCAAAAAUUAUUAGCAAUGACAAAGUUAAUAUACAGUUUAACCGAUUUAAAAUGCAGCAAAAACCUCAAGCAAUGUCGGCAACAAAAAUGUUGGAGCGUAACUCUUGGCCCCCGUGUACACUUCCUCUUCAUGAAGAAGAGAUAAUAAAGAAAUUGUCAAAAGAAAUUUUAGAACAGAGUAAAAAUUUGGAUAAAGAGAGCACCGCCUUUGCAACUUCGAAAGAAAAUAAUGAAAUACAGCAAAAAGCAUCGCCUUUUAAGGAUCUUAAUUUGAAAAAGAGUGCCUCAUUAGAACAUGAAAAGGACAGUAGCCUUACAAAAGAAUUUGCCUUUGUUCCAGAGACAACAAAAGAAAAUGAUUUUAUUCCUAUAUUAACUGGCAUUCCCAAAAUAUUGCGCAAUCAUGGAAAUGUGACAUCAAUAAGUGCAAGGCCUAAACCUCCUGUUACAUUAUUAAAUGGACUGUAUAGACCAGAAUUAGAAUCAUCAGGACAUGAAUUAUCAACGAUAGUGGAAUUUGAUACAACGGAUACAGUUAAUAAAAAUAGCAAGAGCCCAGCAAAAUUUAAGCCAUCUCUUCAUGUUGCUCCUUUACCUGUUCAACAAAAUCAAAAUUCCUCAAAGAAACCGGCAGAUUCGUUAUCCAAUAUAAAACAUUCUGUUGAAAAGCUAUCUUUUGCACAGAAAUCACAAGAAACUAUUUGCAAUUCUCCUGAAAAAUUAAAAAGUAUGGCUGAUUGUAUUACAGAAACAAAAACUGAUGCUGAAAGGGAGUAUAUGGUCGAAAAAUGUAAUAAACAGUUACAAUGUAAUACAACAGAAGAACUUGUUUCUCAAACAAAAGAUAAACUUGGUUCUUCCAUAAGUACUGAUCUUAAUAAUCCAAAUAAAGAAAGUAAACAUAAAAUGACGUCUACAAGUGUGUACAGUUUUUCCGGAUUAUCUGGUAUUUCCGAAAUAACUAGUUCUCCAUCAUCGGAUGUGCUAAAACAUACCUCAUCACCGGAAGAAAUGGAAAUAGCUUUGAAAAAAUUAGGUUUAGGUUGGGCAGUCACGACGCUAAAGAAAACUCGAGAGGCAAGUGCUCUUAGUUCAUCUUCGAAUUCGGAUGUUACACCAAUAAAUACAGCUAGAAGGAUGAUUUCUCCUACUAAAAAACAACAUGGUUCAAAUGGCUUUCCGGAUAUUAGUGAUGUAUCAUCGAUAUCGAUCAAAGAAGCUAGCAAGAGUACCGAACAAGCUGUACUCUUAAAAGGAAGGACUUCCACGCCUAAAUUCCAAAAUUCAAAUUCUAACAGUGAAAGAUCCAGUACUACAAAUACAUCUGAAAGCGUUCAAGAUCCAAGUGACAGUUUAACUGUACCUAAUGUGUCACUUACAAAAACAAAAUCUGAUAAUAAGCAACUACAAAAUCUUUGA
Messenger RNA from Mycetomoellerius zeteki, 4901 nucleotides. RefSeq lists its product as uncharacterized. The coding region runs from base 81 to 4901 and encodes 1606 amino acids. NCBI's taxonomy places the organism in Eukaryota, Metazoa, Arthropoda, Insecta, Hymenoptera, Formicidae. The record is from RefSeq and is a predicted model, not a curated record. The transcript is spliced from 5 exons.